GGUUCUCGAAACCAGAACAGUUAUUCGUGGAUUGUAGUACAAUCAGUCCAGAGAGUUCUAAAAAAGUUUCAGACAUGGCUAAUCAGAAAGGUUGUAAAUUUCUAGGGGCACCCGUUUCAGGAGGAGUGGUGGGUGCAGAGAACGGCACCCUAACGUUCAUGGUGGGCGGAGACGAAAGCACGCUGACGGCGGCUGAACACUUACUCGAUUCCAUGGGGUCCCGGUGGGUGUACUGUGGACCGGCCGGUUCGGGGCUGGUCGCCAAGAUAUGCAACAACAUGAUACUCGGCAUGACCAUGGCGGCGGUGGCCGAAGCGAUGAACCUGGGUAUUAAGCUGGGCAUGGAACCUAAGGUUCUGGCUUCCGUCAUCAACACGAGCACAGGAAGAUGUUGGGCAUCCGAAAUCAAUAACCCCGUGCCUGGAGCCAUCGAGAAGCAGAUUCCCAGUAACAACGAUUAUUUGGUACGAAUCACAGCGCCUAAGCGUCUUAAAUUACUCAUUCAGAUUCUUUGCAUAACAUUCUUUUCUAAAUUUGGUCUGUGAUAUUUUUGAUCGGACCAAAAACAUCAAACUGAACGAAAUCAUUCACCCAAAUACUUAAUAAUACUUUCUCACGAUCGUAUUCUAUUUUAUAACCCAAUGGCGCCGUACGGGUAUACAACCUACAAAUCACCAGUUCAAAUCAGUUCUAUCGGCUAUCUCCGUGACUCAGUGAUAGC
Molecule: messenger RNA, 721 nt
Organism: Diuraphis noxia (Russian wheat aphid)
Lineage: Eukaryota; Metazoa; Arthropoda; Insecta; Hemiptera; Aphididae
Biological process (GO): L-valine catabolic process
Cellular component (GO): mitochondrion
Molecular function (GO): 3-hydroxyisobutyrate dehydrogenase activity; NADP binding; NAD binding
Source: RefSeq, a predicted model, not a curated record